This is a messenger RNA of Pseudoliparis swirei, 5782 nucleotides long. It is a transcript of the gene ncam1b, whose product is annotated as neural cell adhesion molecule 1b. Lineage: Eukaryota; Metazoa; Chordata; Actinopteri; Perciformes; Liparidae. Gene Ontology annotation, biological process: cell-cell adhesion. Gene Ontology annotation, molecular function: cell adhesion molecule binding. The coding region runs from base 154 to 3870 and encodes 1238 amino acids. The record is from RefSeq and is a predicted model, not a curated record. Gene Ontology annotation, cellular component: cell-cell junction; neuron projection; membrane. The transcript is spliced from 24 exons.
UCCUCAACGACGCUGCCGCUGACAGUCAUCACUGACCAGCUCGAGAAAUACAGACGAGGAUGAACAGUUGCUGAGAUAAAGCAGGAAACCCGAGGGCAACACCGGAGGGACCGAGCGGAGAUUAAACCUCAACGUUGCUAUUCGGCAGUUGCGAUGGUCCAGUCAAGGGACAUCUGUCUAGCCUUGCUUCUCGUGGGCUUCGCAGUGUCAUUGGAAGUGCAGAUCACUCCAAGCUACGGUGAGAUUAGUCUUGGGGAGUCCAAAUUCUUCAUGUGUGAAGUUGUAGGCGUUGCCAAGCAAAUAGACUGGUUCGGACCUAGCGGGGACAAGAUAGAACCGAACAGACAAGACGUGACAGUAACCCGCAACGAUGAGUCAUCCUCCACCCUCACACUGUACAAAGCCGGGACAGAAAACGAAGGGACAUACAAGUGCGUCGCCACCAUUGGAGACCAGCAAGCAGAGUCAACUGUCAAAGUGAAAAUCUUCCAAAAAAUCACCUUCACAAACGCGCCUUCACCCCAAGAGUUUUCAGAAGGAGACAUUGCCAACCUUGUGUGUGACGUCGUCAGUUCGCCUCCACCCUCUGUCUUCUGGAAAUAUAAAGGCGCAAAAAUAGAAAUGGAAAAAGAUGUUCGCUUCAAAGUACUGACCAACAAUCACUUUCAAAUCCGUGGCAUAAAGAAGACAGACGAGGGCUCAUAUACCUGUGAGGGUCGCCUCAUGGCCCGCGGUGAGAUUGGUCUGCGGGUCAUCAAGGUCGUUGUGAACGUACUCCCGACCAUCAGGGUGUGGCAGUCAGAGGUAAAUGCCACAGCAGAUAUCGGGCAGCCGGCCAUGUUAACGUGUGCUGUUGAUGGCUAUCCUGAACCCAUGGUGACCUGGACAAGGAACGAAGUGGUUCUCGAGGCAGGAGAGAAGUACAGCUUUAAUGACGAUGGCUCAGAAAUGACAUUCAUGGAUGUUACCAAGCUGGAUGAAGGAGACUACGCCUGCAUUGCCAAGAACAAGGCUGGGGAAAGUGAGAAGGAGCUCAGUCUGAGGGUGUUUGUCAUACCUAAGAUCACAUACAUCGUAAACCAGAGCACUUCAGAGAUGGUGGACCAGGUAACUCUGACUUGCGAGGCAUUAGGAGAUCCGACUCCCACCAUCAGCUGGAGUUCCGGUGAGCACGUCUUCACUGAAGGAGAGCAGGCACAUCUAAACAGGAUCUAUCAGGCAUCAUGGACUCGGCCCGAGCAACACAAGAGCCUGGAUGGAAAUAUCGUGGUGAGAAGUGAUGCUCGUGUGUCCUCCCUCACUCUGAAGUAUGUCAAGUAUACAGACGCGGGUCAGUACCUGUGCACGGCACGCAGCGCCAUUGGAGAGGAUGAACAGCCGGCGUUUCUGGAGGUCCGCUAUGCCCCUAAGAUUCACGGUGCAGUGGCAUUAUAUACGUGGGAGGGAAACGCUGUCAAUAUGAGCUGUGAGGUCAAGGCUCAUCCCAGUGAUGUGUCUAUUGUGUGGCUGAGAGAUGGACUGCAGCUCCCCAACUCAAACACCACCAACAUCAAGAUAUUCAGGAGUCCAUCAGCCUGCUACCUGCAGAUAACCCCGGAGUCCGAAAAUGACUUUGGGAGCUAUAACUGCACUGCUUCAAAUGAGAUCGGCACAGAGUCCAAGGAGUUCCUGCUCAUCCAGGCCGAGGUGCCAUCGGCUCCAUCCAUCAGUGAGGUGAAACCCUUCUCCACCACGGCACAGAUCCAGUUUGAGGAGCCAGAGUCCGUUGGAGGUGUUCCUGUCCUGAAGUACAGAGCGGAGUGGAGGACUCAGGGCCGGGGCAGCUGGGUAAACCGGGUCUAUGAAGUCCAAGAUGGCCACACCAGUGAGGCGACUAUCACGGACCUGAAGCCAGAGAGCAGCUACGAAGUGAAGCUGUCAGCCAUCAACGGCAAGGGUGAAGGUGAAAGCAGCGCCGCUGAGUUCUUCAAGACGGAGCCUGUCCGCUACACUUACAAAAACGGCAUUUUUCCUUUUUUCACUGAAGACACAGUUCUGAUGGUGCCCCUCCACUCAGCAGAAGGGAAUCCCAAUCCUCCUAAACUUGAAGGGGCACUUCAACCCAAAGGCAACUUCCUCAAAGUCCGCUGGGUCAUGCAGGACGACGGCGGCUCGCCCGUUUUACAUUAUCUGGUCCGAUAUAAACCAAUACAGGUGUCAGAGUGGAAACCAGAGAUCCGGCAGCCCAGCGGCAGCGACCACGUCGUUCUCAACGGGUUGGAGUGGGACACAGAGUACAAUGUCUACGUGGUGGCAGAGAAUCAGAAGGGCAAGUCCCAGCCAGCCACCAUGUCCUUCAGGACGCCCACACAGCCCGAUGCCAUCCCAGAUGUGGGAGAUGAGGAAGCGCUCUCCAUGGGCACCGUGCUCUGGGCUGGGAUCCUUGUCGGAGCAUUUGUCCUCCUGCUGCUCGCUGUGGAUGUCACCUGUUACUUUGUCAACAAAUGUGGCCUCAUCAUGUGCCUCUGCAGUAAAUCAGGUACAGGGACCAAAGGACACAACGUGGAGGAGGGCAAGGCAGCCUUCAUGAAAGACGAGUCCAAGGAGCCAAUCGUGGAAGUCAGAACAGAAGACGAGUGCACAGCCAAUCAUAACGCAGCAGGACCGACAGAACCCAAUGAAACCACGCCUCUCACAGAGCCGGAGCGGCGGGCUAACACUGCUGCUCUGGCACUGGACACCCUCUCCUCCGUAGCCACCGACUCUGACACGGCCACAGUUGACCCCGCUCAGGACAGCCCCUCUAGCGAGACCACGACCCUCACUUGUAGUCUGUCUACCCCGGCCAACGACCCCUCGCCCACCCUUGUUCGGGCUCCGGCCCCCACUCCAGAGUCGAACACGGCCCCUCCCGCUCCCUUCAUCUCCACCUCUGCCAUCGAAGCCAAAAUGGCCCCGUUAGUAGAACAAAGAGGAAGUAGCAACCCGGAAGAACCGGAGAAAGUAACCCCUCCUCCUUGCACCCCCGAAUGGACGAUAGCUCAAAAAUCGGGGACGCCGAUACCACCGAAGCGUAGAAACUCUCCUAAACUUGCAGCUUUGAAUGCGAAAGGUAGCCCGCCUGUAUCUCCACUGAUUGCAUCUUCGUCGCCACCCUCCCCGACACUUGACACCAGUAAACGUGCUCCGAGGCCGCCGGUCGGCAAGCUUCCCAUACAGCCGCACACCGUCGCCUCCGACGCCGCCCCUCCAAAACCAGACCCCGAUUCAGAAACAACUGCCCCAGAUCCCGGCGGGAGUAGCCUCACUGCCUUCGACACGACAAACACACCUGCUGACCAAACUGAUGACACUGCCAAAGACGCUGCAACUGGCUCUCCUUCAGGGAUCCGCGGUGCUCUUAAAGUCCUGGAUGCUGAGGAAUCUGCCCCUCUAGUUGCAGACGUCCCCUCUCCUUUGCCUGUCACUCAUAUUCCUUCUACUCCCCCCAGUGUCGUGGCGCCGGUUUCAAAUGAUCUCUUCGCGUGGCCACCCGACAGGUACGACUUUCUAGCCCCUGACGCGCGGCGGCCCGUGAGUGCAGAUGUCGAGUUAGAGCUGACAAACGGGACAGAAAGACCCUCUUCGCCGCCCGCAGAGCUUAUUAGCUUAGAGAGCCCGCCCUCUGCCCCCUCUCUGCCCAAUGGAGACGGAGCAGACCUCCCCCCCUCUGGCCCAGUUCUGGAGGCGUCAGAGACUCUGGCCAAGACUGCUCCUCCUGUCAACGAUGAGAAGAUUUGUUCUGAUGAAAAAGGCAAACUGCAGGAGGCGGAGUUAUCAAAUGCCCUGACGGAGAUCGCAGCAGAACACAACAGUGUCUUACAGACAAAUACCACUGAGAGCAAAGCGUGAUGGGCCGGGGAAACCCUGCCCACGACAAAACAUUUUGCAGCAGCAAAUGAGCGGGAAACACGGCAGGAGUUUUGAUUUCCUCUUAACUCCACAUUCAAAACAACACACACGCAGAGCUGGGUUAGAGCGCACUCUGACAGUACUUUACGCUCUGGUUUCAUGCAUUAAAUGUUUACUACACCCAAGAAGUUUACCUUUAGAUGAGAGAUUUUUUUAAUUUUUUAAAUUGUUGUUUUAUUGAACCAGUCCGGAGGAUUAAGGACAAUCUCUUAUUAUAAUGAUCGCGUGGUAAAAAAAUGCAAUUAGACUCUACUUUCUGAUCGGCACAUUUAGUUUACAUUGCAGUUGCACACACAAGUUUUGGUUCACAAUGAGAAAUGUAAAAAGAACAAAUUACAACAAACUGACAUUAUAUAGAAAUUAUCUUUUUUAUUUUCAGUUUUACUGUUCAAAUGUAAAACUGUUUACGUUUCUAUUAUUUGGGCUCUUGAGUUGCAGGCGUGUCUCAUUUAUUAGCUUGUUCUGCAUGUCUGACCUGCAAGUGGUUGUGAAGUUUUGUUUACAAGGUUUAUUGUUUCACCUUUUCUCCAACAGGGAUGUUUCGUCUCUCACAGAUACGCUAGUAUUGAUUAAACAGACGUUUGGAAUAUAACCAUAUUUGCUAUUCGGUUAUGAAAGAUUAACCCGCAGCCAACUGCAGGGGGAAAGAGAUCGAGAGAGAAUCCCAACAGCAGUGUGCAUGAUCAGAUCAGAUUUGGCCCAUUUUAUGAUAAUAUAAUCAGUCCGUCUCUGCCUUACCACGGUGAUGGUGUUCAUUCAUUAAAUGUAUUUCAUAAAAAAAGAAAAGAAGAAAAAAAGCAACUUAUUGAACAUGAACGUCCACAGAAAGAACAAACUGCCUGCAGAACUGUUGAUUCUCAGCCGAGGGUUGAACAACCGUGAACCUUAAGAGCUCCAACUCAGUGUACAACUCGUGUUCGUUUCGGGGGGCGACAGCGACCGUUCCCUCCUCACAUUAGAUCCGAUUUAAGGUCUGGCUUCAUACUUUUGAGUUUUGCUUUUGAAGCCCAAAAAAAUUCAUAAAAUGAAAACUCCAAAAAGCAUUUCGUAGCCUACUAAUUAAAAAAAUUCCAAGGAUUUAUUUUCCAUUUCCUGCCUGCAAGCUUGUGCACUGUGCCUGUGUGUCAAUAGAUUGUCUUGUCAUCCGUUACUAUGAUAAUCUGCAUAGCUUUGUCGUGAGAGAUCUAGCCUAUUCUUUUUAUUUAAUAUAUUGUAUUAAUAGUGGAUACAUGGACUAAUGUGGUCAUUAUAACACGUGUAGUGUAUUGUCCGUCUCGGGUCACAGCACUAUGUAUCGCCAGCUAUAGUGAAGGAAGAUGUUUGGAGCCUUGGCAUGAAUUCAGUUUAUAACGUAAAGCUACAAGGCAGAUCGAAGUGCCCAUGUCUGUUUGGGGGAAAUAGUUCAACGAGUGUUACAUUCGGGGAUUGUUCAGCCAUUAUUACACAUUGUUUUUAUUUCUCUCCCCCAAUUGUUAUUCAAGUGUUCUGUAAUGUGGUCUUUGAAUUUCUUUUUCAAAUUUUUGUCUUUUUGUACAAAAAAAUAAUUCACCGAGAGCGACUGCUUGACAAGUUCAGGAUGAACAUUGACCGGAAGCAGGGUGGUCCCGUCUGAAACUGGAGAUUCAACAUUUUUGAAGAGAAAACAAAAGCUUUAGAAUAUAGAAAUCAAGAGUAAAACCCCAUAUCUGACAAGCUGUACGCCCCUGAGGGCCCCUGAGGGCCCCUGACCGCCUUGCUGCCGUGUCAAUGGACACUCCUUUUGGUUUCAUUGGGUCGAACUCAGAACAUAUCUGUGGUGUACAGUCUGAGAGCUAACCCAUUUACUAAAUAAAAAACUGGUUUCAGAAUCAAA